Toxorhynchites rutilus septentrionalis is the source of this 675-nucleotide messenger RNA. RefSeq lists its product as uncharacterized. Bases 34 to 507 code for a protein of 157 amino acids. Lineage: Eukaryota; Metazoa; Arthropoda; Insecta; Diptera; Culicidae. The record is from RefSeq and is a predicted model, not a curated record. The transcript is spliced from 2 exons.
UUGAAGCAAGUAUAAAUCCCAUCACCAUUCAAUAUGCAGCAAGCGGCAUUCACGUCCAAGAUUCCCACCGGGUCGUUAGUCCCAAAACGCUCUUUGGCCAACCGGGAACCUGGAGUGCAUGGAGAAUCGAAUGGAAAACGCUCCGUCAUCAAGCCAAUUUUAAAGCCAAACCAGAUGCAGCAGUGGAACGAGCGAAUGAUUGAAGAUGAAACGCCUCCACCUCUGGUUCCCAGUGAAGUAAUUCUCGUUGAUGAUGACGAGGAUUUGUUCGACUGGGAGCCAUUGGAUGCAACGGAGAUGGAGAUGGCGGUGUUCCAGAGAAUGAAGUUUGAGAGAGAUCUUCGGAAGGCGCAAGCAGAGAAUAUCAAACUGCGGCAGGAAAAUCAACGACUGAAAGCAACAAAAGGGGUAAGUUUUCUCAAUCGUUGUCGUUUUGAAUCCUUACUAUUAAUGAUAGGCGAGAUAGCGGAAUCAAUUUUAUGUUAUGGUUUUUGGUUAUUGUUGUGAGUUGUUAUUGUAGUCUUUAUUUUUGUUCGUUUGUUGCAUUCAGUUUUAAUAUAUUUCUGUAUUUUGUUGUGGUUUUUUAUUCAGAUUUCUGUAUUGUGGUUUUAGAUUUUUCCUUUGUUGAUUUUGAUUGAUUAGUUGUAGUGAUGUUUUUUUUGUAGCCUCUGCUUU